AUGAAGCCACGCAAGCGUGCCUUGCAGAAGCAACGGAAUGGUUGGCAACAGUCGUCUGGCAGCAGACAUUCCACGCCAGCUAACAAUGUAAUCUUUACCCUGCUCGAUGAAGCUCGACAGACAUCAAGCCAUGAUACCUCAUUCUGGACUCAAAACACACAGCUUCGAAAGAAGCCUGUGGCAUUCGUUAGCUCUGGCUCUCACGAUCCGUUGACCUCGCCGCAAGUCGAAUCAGAGGAAACGGAAGAUUCAAAACAGUCCACCGAAACGCCUGCGGCUGCAAAUGAAGAACCACCGCAACCAGAUAAUGUCAGCUCUAGCGAAGAAGUAAUCGUUUUCAAAGGCCGAAAGCACAUGAAGCGGAAACCCCAAGCGCCUAAGAUAGCUCAAACGGCUCCUAAGACUCUUCAAACUCCUGAGGCAACACGAAUUCCCGAAGAAGUACAAAUCCCCCAGGAAACGCAGACUCCCGAGGAGACGCAGGCCCCUGAAGCAACGCAUAUUGCUGAGGCAGCGCAUAUUCCCGAGACAACGCAUACCCCUGAGGCGACGCAUAUUGCCGAGGCACCCCACAAUCUCAAGGCAACUCAUGUCCAGGAAAUUACACUCACGUCCAUACAGACCGAAAUCCAAGCGGUUGAGAGAGAGCUAUCCAGUGAACCGAGAGGGCCUCAUAUCCAAGAAAAUGAAGCAAGCAAGGAGGAAGUUCGAGAUGAAGAUGGGGAAGAUUCCGAUGGCCUUUUUUGGCCAAAGAAGAAAUCAAAUAAGUCACGGGGACGACAGAAAUGGGGACAAGACUCCGAAGAGGAUGCCAUACUCGCCGAUUACAUUGCCAACAUGCGCCAAAAUGGGGAGAUGAUGAGUGAAACGUCUGAAGAAGAUUCGGAUAGCUCAAGCAGUGACGAUGCUGGAGACCACCUGUCGGCACCCUCAGGCCUCAAGGAUGAAGAAAACGUCGACAUAUACUCGGAGGCAGAAUACCAGCCUCAAAAGUCACUGUUCGGUGAACCUGGUGAUGAUUUAAAUAAACGCGAAUCACACUCUAUCUCUCGUCCAUCGUCACAAGAGAAGCUUAAGGGGAAAGCCGCAACCAAAGGCCUCACGGACACUAUCAAGCAUUCUUUCACUGAGGUUGACUAUCUUGAAGAACAAGGGGAUUUCGACUUUAUGGACUGGGAACGACCUAGCGUAAGGCGAAAAAAGGGCAAAGCGAGACGUCUACUUCUAGGCUCAGAUAUCGACUCGGAUCUCGAAGACAGACUGCAAGCCACCUACAGCAAUGAUCGGCAGAGAAAGGCUCAACGUAAGAGGGAGAGAGAAGAGUUGCGAGCGACAGGGAUGCUAGGUAAUCGAAGCCAGCCGGACCUGCUAGCAAAGUACCGGACAGGCAUCACGGCGAACGAGGCUGUGGAUGAAAUCAAAACGUUCCUUGCGGGACCUCAUCAAACGCGCAUUAAAUCUACCGCCGAUGGAUAA
Molecule: messenger RNA, 1476 nt
Organism: Trichoderma gamsii
Lineage: Eukaryota; Fungi; Ascomycota; Sordariomycetes; Hypocreales; Hypocreaceae
Exons: 3
Coding region: 1-1476 (491 amino acids)
Source: RefSeq, a predicted model, not a curated record